AUGAAACUUUUGGCAUUUUUUAUUAUGCAAUUAGAAACUUCAAUGUUUUUAUCGUUUAAUGAUAUUUUUAAUAGAAUUACGCCUGAAAACGUUACAUUUCUUAAUGAAAAGAAUCAACACGUAAACCAAGGUUACUUAGGAACAUCAGAUAAUAUAGUUAAUGAAAUGUGGAAAUAUUUCUGUAAAAAUAGGCAGUUCUUAGAAACAAUUACUAAUAUACGUAAACUUAAGCCAGAAGCAUCUUUUAUAUGGCAACGAAGCUACUGGAAAAAAAAUAUUGAAGAUUUAAUUCGUAGAAGAGUUCACAUAAGUCAGAUAUCACCAAUUUUUUUAGAUCUUUGUGAUUCUACGUGGGAAAUUGUUGAGUUUAUUUUAUGUACCGUAGAUUUACGUAAUUGUAAAAUUAAAGUAGUUUUUAAUUGCUUUUUAGAAGAAUUACCUACAUCCUUUGAGCGAGUCAAAUGUAAAUUUGUAUUUCCAGGAAUUACUAAAAAAAAUAAAAUAAUGUUUUUGAAAAAGUGGCACGACUACGUUUACUUUGAAAAAAUUAUACUAAUACAGAAAAAAAAAAUGUUUAAAAAUGCUAAAAUUAAACCAUCAAAAGACGAAAAAAAAAAUAAUUUAUUAUAUAAUCUUUAUAUUUUAGGUAUCUAUCACAGAUUUUCAAUGCUUUUUGCGGUAAUAGCGCACAUUGAUAAGUAUUUUAAUUACAUACCUAUCAAUAAAACUUUUCAAUUUUUUGCAAAAGUGAAGCAUAAAAUUAAAAAAAUCUUUAAUAUUUCUACAAAAGAAGAGAAUUUAGAGCAAGAAAAAGAUGAAUUAGAAACACCUGUUGAAGUACUAGAUGCUUUUAGUGAUUUUAUGAAUUCAAUACGUUUAUUAUCAACACAAGAAAGCUGCGGAAAAGUUGAAAAAAUACAAAAACGUAGAAAAAGUACUGCACGAGAUAAUAAUUCUUAA
Molecule: messenger RNA, 960 nt
Organism: Vairimorpha ceranae
Lineage: Eukaryota; Fungi; Microsporidia; Nosematidae
Exons: 1
Coding region: 1-960 (319 amino acids)
Source: RefSeq, a predicted model, not a curated record